This is a messenger RNA of Carassius gibelio (silver crucian carp), 2478 nucleotides long. RefSeq lists its product as uncharacterized. The record is from RefSeq and is a predicted model, not a curated record. NCBI's taxonomy places the organism in Eukaryota, Metazoa, Chordata, Actinopteri, Cypriniformes, Cyprinidae. Bases 869 to 1582 code for a protein of 237 amino acids. The transcript has 7 exons.
AUCUUACAUUAUAAGUUAUAGAGUUGUCGAAAAUACUGACUUAUAAAAAUUGACGCUUUUAGCGCUGAUCAUUUAAAGCCAUUCUCAGACAUAUCCAAUGAGUGUGUGAACACAAUGGCCAAUCAGAGGUGUUUAUGAAUCCGCUCAACAGCGCUCAAAGCAUUACGUUUUUUAAAUUUCAGACUGGUACUGAAGUUGGUACUUAUGACAACUCUAAUAAGUUAUCAUAAACUGUUUUGUACCUUUGUUGUUGUUUUUGUUGUUGUUGUUUUUUUAGAUCUGAGGAACAGGCCAUCUUUGAAGGCAUCUUUAUAGCCAAAGAUGAAGAUGUUACAAGAUUUGUGGACCACAUUCACAGCACAACCAAACAUGUCAGUGGGAGAGGUGUUUGUGGAGGGGAGUGGUCAGCAGCCAGAGAGACCUCACAAAGAUCUGCCAGCAAGGUAGACGAAGAGGGAUUGGAGGUUGCGGUUUGUCGGCACGGAGUGCUUCUCUGUGCUUUAAAUAUGUACAGGGGUGAAAUUUUUGCCUAUCCCCUGUACCUUCAAGAAAAGUUGGCCAGUAGGCAAGUCACUUUUUUUUGUAUGGAUGUGACCUGCAAAUAUUGGCCCUACCUGCAAAGAGUUACAAAAAGCUGCCCAGAGCUCCAGCACCUCCUUAACAUGAGACCAUUCCUUUCGGUAUUUCAUGCCAAAGCCCAUGAUUUUAAAUGUGAGGUGAAAUGGAGUGGGUCGUAUCAGGAUGGGGCUGGACUAACACUAGGGGAGGAGGUGGAACAGUGCAAUGCCUUCCUCUCUAGGAUUGCAGUGACAACAAAACAUAUGUCAAAAGCAGGACGCACAGACAUGCUGACUCUCAUGGCCAUGCGAUGGAAUCAGCAAAAGUUCCGAAAUUUGGCAGUUUCACUGACUCGCCGAUAUCAGAAGCAGCAAGAGUAACAACCACAAAUGAUGCUGAUGGCUUGGCCAGCAGAAUUGAGGUCCUGGUAGCGAGUAUCAAGAGACGUUCCCAUCGGCUCUACAAAGAUACCGAUGGGAACAAAGGUCGUGCCAGAAUCCGCCGCAAGAUCAGGGAGGAGAAGGGCAUCCUGACAUCUGUUGUGGAGAAAUACAACAGAAUGGUUCCAAGCACAGAAAGUCUUUGCAUGGAAACCAUUCUGUCUGGUGAGACAGCUUGGCCAUGGCAGCUACCACACAGUGACUCUUUCGAUCUAAGGACAAAAAGAAGAGCGUUUGACAUCAUCAUGUCAGUAAGAAGACUUGAGGAGGAGCUGAAGAUUCUUGUGGCAGAGAUGGACCACCACUGGAAAUCUCUUUCAACUCGUGCUGAUACCCUCAGAGAGCUGUCCCACAUGUUUGCCAGUGAGACAAUGAGAAAUUCACCAUGUGGCUUAAGUGAAGAGGGUUUGAAAGGUCUGCAGAGCGUCAUCCUGAGAAAGCAACAUAAAGUCAGAGAAAUGAAGGUGCAAGCAAGAGACUGUUACCUGCAAGUUUUGUCUGGAGAAGGCAACAUCAACUUUUUGUACAGUGCUUCAGCUGAUGAGUAUGACAGUGACUGUGAAAUGUCUGAUGACGGACUGUAAUCCACAAGACUGUGACACCUUUCAUCGUUCUGGACAAUGACCUUAACUCUGUAUAUAAAGAAUGUAAUAAAAUCUGCUUUUCAUCACCUUUAUAAAUGGAACCAAAAGUGUUGCCUCUUCUUUCACAUACAUAGAAAUGUGUGCAUGCAUGCCUCUAGAACCAGUAUGUGGUGGAAAUUAAGUGCAUUAAUUGAAGUAUUGUAUGGUACUUAGAGAUUUGAGGUAAGAGUUUCUUCUCAUCCAAACUUUACUUAUACUCCACUGCAAUUCAGAGAGAGAAAAAAUGCACUUGACAGCACAUGGAGAGCUUUUAAAUGACAUUUUGUUGCAAAAGAAACUUCUCAACAGUACAAUUAGUUGAUUGGCAGAAAAUGAAUUGCCAAAUAUUUUUCACGCAAAAACAUUUAAUGGUUCCAGCAUGUAUUUUUUUAAUUUGAGGUUUGAACUGUUCACAGCUUUUAUCAAUGCAUCUUUUUGGGGUUUUGUGUAAUUGUGUCUGUUUUUCUCAUUUUCAUACUUGCUCACAAACAAAACUCUUCAUUUGUUGAGAAAUAAAUAGCAGAUUUAUUUAUGAAAAUAAUCAUUAGUGUACGUUGUGUACAAAAUAAUGAAUAAUAAUCUUGCAUGAGUAAUAAUAAUCUAAGGUUAUAUGAUUCACAGGGGGAAUGAAAUAUUAGAACACAGCUUGUGGCUGUGGAAGUGUAGAGUGUAUUUCAAAUAUAACAACUGAAACCUUUUUAGAGACAGAAGAAGCUAAUUAUGAGGAAGAAAAGCAUUAUGAUAAGGAGGAAUCAUUAUUUCCCAGUUUAAUAUUACAUCUGCUUAUGUGUCAUCUAGUAAAAGUAUUGGAGUCAACUGAUUUGAUUUUGUGGUGCUCAAAACAUUUCACCACUUGU